Haliotis rufescens (red abalone) is the source of this 1689-nucleotide messenger RNA. RefSeq lists its product as uncharacterized. The transcript is spliced from 7 exons. Lineage: Eukaryota; Metazoa; Mollusca; Gastropoda; Lepetellida; Haliotidae. The coding region runs from base 1 to 600 and encodes 199 amino acids. The record is from RefSeq and is a predicted model, not a curated record.
AUGCCAAAACCAGAGCACGCAUGCGUAGAAGAGUGGGCCAGCGGAGACUCCAACAUCCAGUUUGAAUACCCAAUAGCGUCGGAGGUCAUAAGCGUUGCCGUUGACAACGUGGGUAACCAAGCAGUGUGUCUACGUGAUACGUCAUACGGAGUACGUAACACAACAGUGUGGGUGAACGCGGGGUGCAAGGGCAAGGUGUUCAUCUGUUUCCACCUCUCAGUGGCCCGCGUUGCUCGUAUGGUACAUGAUCCAGCUCAGACCGGAAUCCUAUCCAAUCUACCAGCUAUGGAAAUAGCACCAACUGAAGGCAACGUUUCCGUGGUCGAACAAGUGACUCCGGCAGUUGACUUAAUGGACGUGCUGACCACACCGCCCCCACCAACAACUCCAGAGCCUAAGUGUAUUGACGAGUGGUCAAGCGGCUACUCGAGGAUCACGUUUACGUUGCCACAUGCAACAUCACUGACGUUCCUGGAAGUGACCAACAUUGAGUAUGACAACACCUGCACCGAGGGCCGAGACUACGGCAUCAUCGGCUCUAUUGUCUGGGUCGACCUCGGUUGCAAGGCAGAAUUUGAAAUUUGCUUCAGCCUAAGUUAGAAAUUCUACCAUGAGGAGAAUGAUUUGUUUGCUUUAAAUCCUGCGGUACAAACAUACCUCUUGGGUUAGGGUUAGGGUUGAUGCGUGUAGGUCAUACUUUAUUUGAAAUACAAAAUGUGUUAAGGAGGAAAAUAUAUGAAUGUCAACAUCUUUAUUAUGAGAAACACAACGUUUCGGAUUAUAAGCUUACUCCUUCAUCGGGUGAAUAAAUGUUAUGAGGCAGAGAACAUAUAUAUGUACCUGUAAGAACAACAAAAGUAAUAAGAUAACAAAGGUGGAGACUUAACAAGUGAAGCCAACAGUUAAUUGCCGCUGUUUGGUGAUUAGUAAUGGACAAAUGGAAUCUAGCACUACCAGUUAAGUAAUCUCAUCCUUAUGAGGAUCACUUCUAAAUGUGAUUUAAAGGUGGACUUUCUAAAGUUUGAUUUCAAAUUGAAAAUUAUGCAAUUAGUUUUUUGAAGUUGUAUGUAUUGAAGCAGGGACCGGAAAUAUAUUAUAGUGAGUGAGUUAACAUUUAACGUCGCAUCGGUAUUAUUUCAGCCAUAUAGCGACGGAAAUUAUAAACAGAUCAAUAUCAUAUUGUUCGGUAGAUUUUUGUAGAGCAUUAACUCCUUUAUUCAAAGUAUAGUGGAAAUAAUUUUCACUCAUCACAUAUCACCAACAAUUAUUCUGCCCCUAAAUCUCUGGUUUUUGAGACAUUUAUUGACUUUACAUGAUCAGAGCUUAUCAAAAUAUGAAACGUCAUAUUCCUCUACACCAUUGUGAAAAUGCAGUUAAAAAAGCUAUAAUUUGUAUUUUAUGAAAACCCAACUUCUCAGUCAUAUUCCUACAAAGCAUUAAUUUUAACACGUACUUUCUUAAUCUUAUUACCUUUUAAAUGUUAAAUUAAUGUAGGAUUGUGUGUCGUGAAUGCUGCAUUAAUUGUCACAGCGUCAGAGUCACAAAUGUAAACUUAAUCAGUUACAUGUCAUAUCCAAAUGAAAUAUGAUAUCAGUAGCAUAUUUUUGUCUUCCCAAUAAUGGUUUGUCUGAAUGUAAUACAUGCCCUGUCAUUGUCUCUGGUGAGUUGCAAUAAAACUACAUUUCAAAA